This is a messenger RNA of Spinacia oleracea (spinach), 3667 nucleotides long. RefSeq lists its product as uncharacterized. Lineage: Eukaryota; Viridiplantae; Streptophyta; Magnoliopsida; Caryophyllales; Amaranthaceae. The transcript has 4 exons. Gene Ontology annotation, cellular component: cytoplasm. Gene Ontology annotation, molecular function: ATP binding; protein kinase activity. Bases 1025 to 3406 code for a protein of 793 amino acids. Gene Ontology annotation, biological process: signal transduction; protein phosphorylation. The record is from RefSeq and is a predicted model, not a curated record.
CGACCUGAUUAAAACUUGGUCUUACCAAUUCGCAUGGUUUAAGCUGAGCUUGGUGCAUAGACCAUAGUGUUGAUGUUACCUUUGCAAGUCUCAUGUACCACACAAGAUUCUCUUUUUCUCUAACGUUCCACUAAAUCCAAUCCUAUCAAUCUUCUCUGUCGUCCUCGGUCAAGUUUGCCGGUGAUCACCUCUUCAUCUUCAUAUACUCGUAUAAAUAAGACUUGAUAGUACGGAAUUUAUUCUCAAAAUGUUGACAAUAAUCCCAGAAUUUAUGAAAAAAGCGGUUAAAACUCAAUUCGUGGAUAUGGACAAUGAUUUACUAUGAGCAUGAUGAACUAAAAAGACAUAUAUGCACAUACAAAAACAUACAUUGCGACCAAAAAACAUGCGAUAUAUUAUUUCACUUUUUUGUUAUAAAAACUAAUAUUACUAGUCCGUAUUUCAUUUUUUUUAAGAAAUAAAUAAAAAUAAGAAGGCUGAAAAUCCAACCUAUUAGUUAAUCUAUGCACUAGAUGCAUACGUUAGAAACACCAAUAAUCGAUACAUUCAUAUUCUUUUCAUGUAAGGUAAUGUUCUUUUAGCUAUUUGCCUGUGUUCUUAAGGUGCAUCAUUGUCCACCUUCUAAAUUGCGGAUAAAAUUUAAAAGAAUAUCUUUUUAAAAUUACAAGUAUAUCUCCUUCUAAUCCUUAAAUAAAUAAAAGGAAAUUCCUUCAAAAAAAUAAAAAAAAUGGCUGUCAUUCAUUUCAUAACUGCUAGAUUCAUUAUAAUCUCUCUUUUCCCCACUUGGGGAUUUGGCAACUAAUUUUCAUUUUUUCUGAAUCUAAUUAGAUCCUGCUUACAUUAUUUUUAAUCUUUUAUUUCUUCAACGAGUACAUUAUCUGAAGUUAUCAAGACCAAUUGCUAAUUAAGCAGCAGACUUCAUGGCGAAUCUCAGCCUUGAAAGAUCUACAACGGUGUAUUGGUUCUCUUCGUGUAAUGAUGUGGUCUCUCGAUCUUACAAUUAUCUGAAAGAAUGAGUUAGAAAAUGGAGCAGUUUAGACAAAUAGGAGAAGUACUAGGAAGCAUGAAAGCCUUAAUGAUAUUGGAAGACAAUAUUCAGAUGAACAAAAGACAGUGCAGUUUGUUGUUUGACAUGUUUAAUUUAGCCUUUGAGACAUUAUCAGAAGAGAUUAAGAUGAACCUGAAAUUAGAAGAGAAGAAUACAAAAUGGAAAGCAUUAGAACAGCCAUUAAAAGAGCUUCAUAGAGUAUUUAAAGAAGCAGAGUUUUAUAUAAAACAAUGCAUGGAUUGUUCCAAGGAUUGGUUGGUGAAAGCCAUAUACUUUCACAACAAUCAAGAUGGUGUUGAAACUCAUAUGCAUAACUUGCUUUGCUACUUUGCAAUCGUUAUUGAAGCGAUUGAAACAGCCGGGGAAAUAUCAGGUCUUGACUUAGAAGAGAUGAAGAAGAAGCGGAUCAUGUUGUCUAACAAGUAUGACAUGACAUGGAAUGAUCCUAAACUCUUUAUGUGGAAAUUUGGGAAGCAAUAUCUGAUUUCACAGGAUAUUUUGCAUAGGAUGUGUAAGGUUUGGAAAGAGGAUCAAUGGCUUUUGCUGGAAAUGAUUAAGGAGAAGAAGUUGAGUAAACAAGAAAAACGGCUUAGUGACUUACUCAUGAAGAAAAUGAAUGGGGAAGAAUCACUCUUCCAUAGUUCUGUUUUAACUGGAGCAAAGGAUUAUCAGGUGAGGAGGCGUUUAGGAGGGGGAAUGCAGUAUAAAGAGGUACAAUGGUUAGGGGAGAGUUUUAUUUUGAGACACUUUUUUGGUGAGCCUGCUUUAUUGAAUUCUGAGAUUACUUCAUUGCUCUCUCUUUCACACCCAAAUGUCGCGCAGUAUCUGUGUGGAUUUCACGAUGAGGAAAAAAGAGAGUAUUUCCUUUUGAUGGAGCUGAUGAGUAAAGAUCUAAACAGCUAUAUAAAAGAGGUUUGUAGUUCAAAAAGGCGGAUUCCCUUCUCUUUCCCAGCUGCUGUUGAUAUCAUGCUUCAAAUCGCGAGAGGGAUGGAGUAUCUACACUCUAAGAAGAUUUAUCAUGGAGAUUUGAACCCUUCAAAUGUUGUUAUCAAACCUAGAAAUUAUUCAUCAUCUUCAGAAGGGAACAACAACUUUCUUGCGAAAAUCUCUGGUUUUGGUUUGAAGGAUGUUAAAACUGUGCCUUCUAGAGGCUCCCCAUCACCAAACCAGAAUGAAAUAUUCUCUUUUAUUUGGCAUGCACCUGAGGUGUUGACUGAACAAGAAAGACCAGGAAAUAGUGAAAAACACAAGUACUCUGAGAAAGCUGAUGUUUAUAGUUUUGGGAUGCUUUGUUUUGAGCUUUUGACAGGGAAAGUUCCUUUCGAAGAUGGGCACCUUCAAGGUGAUAAGAUGAGUAGAAAUAUAAAGGCAGGGGAGAGGCCUUUGUUCCCUUUUGCUUUACCAAAGUAUCUUGGAAACUUGACUAAAAGGUGUUGGCAAACAAAUCCAACUCAAAGACCGGCUUUCUCAUCAAUAUGUAGGAUACUACGCUAUAUCAAGAGGAUGAUUGUGAUGAACCCUCAUCUUGCACAACCUGAAAUCCCAUCAAUAGUUCAAGUAGAUUUUUGUGAUAUAGAAGCAGGGUUUAUGAAGAAGUUCCCAUUAGAGGCUAGUGUAACAUUAACUCCUGUUUCACAGAUUCCAUUUCAGUUGUUUUCUUACAGAUUAGCAGAGAAAGAGAAGCUUAAUGGAAUAAGUAAAGACAAGAGUUGGGAUUCACAUAGUGAGGUGGUUAUUUCGGCUCAUAUGUUGGAUGAUAUGGCUAAUAUAUUAGAGACCUCGUCUUCACCAGCUGACGACACACAGUCAUUGUGUUUAGAGAUUCCUGAGAAGAGACUGUCAAUUCUGAGGAGGGUUAAUGGUAUAAACACAGACGAGCAAUUCUUGCAAACACAUGAUACAACAAGGACUGUGAGUGUGGAAAUCCCUGAAAAAAAAGUUCCAUUGUUUAGGAAAUCAAACAGUUUAGCAGCUGGUCACUCGUCUUUCCUAGUGAACCGUGCAAGAUCAGUCUGCUCAGAAGUUCCUGAGAAGAAACGACCUUCUCCUUUGAAGAAAAGCAAUACAUCAUCAUCCCCUUGUUCUGAAACUCCUGCUGAAACAAGAACAGCUUGUAGUGAGACUUCUGAAAAGAAACUCCCUGAUAAGAAGGUUCCACUUCUGAGGAAAUCUAACAGUGUCAGAACAACCAAAGAUACAGGGAAAGCAAAAGGGAAAACGAAUGGACCAUCUUUCUUAAGUCCGUGUGGUAUUAGUGCAAGGAUAAUCGCAGAGAGGCAGCGAUCACAAUCCACACCACAGAAGCCGUUUAGAAGUAAAUACAAACAAGAAGGCCGUUCAACUCACUCGAGUUUUUAGUUCAUCACAAGUCAGAACCACUGUUACUUGAUUCGCUAGUAUGAGACUGGGUACGGGUACGCAAUUCGCUACCUAAUUUGCUAAAUUAGGCCAAAAUUGUACUAUUUUCAUGUUAUAAUUCGUUUAUUUGGUUCGCGGUUCGUGGGGGUGAUUAGAGAAUUAGGUAACACUGGUCAGAACCAACAAUUACUAUUUACUAAUUUCAGCUCUUCAUACAUCUUGUACUAUUAUGUGGUAAUCACUGCACAAAUUACUUCUGAA